Porites lobata is the source of this 4575-nucleotide messenger RNA. The record is from the annotation of a GenBank genome assembly. Lineage: Eukaryota; Metazoa; Cnidaria; Anthozoa; Scleractinia; Poritidae.
AUGAUACAAAUCUAUGAAGAUGUGAGCAGCUCAGCGAAGUCCAAAAAACUUUCUGCGAAAUGGAUGGCCGCAGAAUCACUCUAUCAAGGCCUUUACACUACCAAAAGUGAUGUGUACGUACAAAAGAUUCCCACUCUUUUAAGCACAUUUUCGAUAUAUUGCUGCUCAGAAAACCUCAGCUACCCUAAAAAUCGUGAUCAGUGAGUUUAAUUCAAACCGAUCUAGAAUUCCAGUGGUUAAUAUAGUGGGUAAUUUCAUACUUGUCAGCGCAAUUUUGACUCAGGACUAUAUAUAGUUUUCAUAGUCAAUAGCGAGAGCUGCGUCUGUUGAAUUCUUACAUCAGAGUGUAUGUAAAGACCACUUAGAAGCUUUCCUUUGCCGGGAAAAGUUUACGAAUAUGCGACAGACCCGUCACGUAAAUUGGUAUUGAUUUUCCUACUCUAUUAACCUUGCUAGGCCAUUUGCUAAGGGCUUUGAGCAUCUGAGGCCUGGUGUCAUAGGGUUUAGUCAAGCGCGAAGGCACGGAAAGGUGGAGACACGCCCUUUUCCCUUAAGUUCGUCAAGUAAAAAGAAGAGGGUAAAAUUUAUAGUGUUUAUGCAGUGAGCAUAUUCAUAACCUUUGUGAUUUUCUCUACAGUUGGUCUUUUGGUGUUGUUCUUUGGGAGAUGGCUACAUUGGGUGAGUAGACCGUCACAAACUGAUCAUGUUGCCUUCCAAGGGGAGUGAGAUCCCAAGAACUGUCCUCCCCAGUGCUACGGGGGAUAUGACUUGAAUAGUGCGACUAGCCUGAUAUUAAAGGACGACACUGGGACUUUCAAAAGAGUGAGUCCUUAUUAAAUAAGGUUAUGGCCAUCAGGAAACAGGCUGAUACCUGAUCAGUUGUUUUUGUGGCAAGCCAUGCCAGUAGGUUUUUUUGUUUUGAACUAGGCUUUAUGUCUGAAAUCUUAAAUAAGUGAUAAUCGGCAUCAAAUAUGUACGCAUUAUAGAGAGCAUUAUUACUAAGCACCAUGCUUUCUUUCUUUCUUUCUUUCUUUCUUUCUUUCUUUCUUGCUUUCUUCCUUACAUUUAAAUGCAACUCUGACCCCUACUCAAUCACUAUUCUUUAGCAAAGCUGCAUUAUUGAGGGCGGGGAAAUGAAGACUCGUGGACGUUGACAUUUCCAGUAGAAAUCUAUCCAAUGGAAUGAGCCGUAUUUUCAAAUAAUAACAUGUAUAUUUUUUCUUUUUCAUAACGUGAUCAGGAGGCGCACCAUACCCCACGCUGACCAACUCAGAGUUGUAUCGACUGCUUGGCAUUGGCUAUCGCUUGGAAAGGCGUGACAUGUGCUCCGAUGAUGUGUACGUUUCUUGAUCAGAAUCGUCUUAAAGUUUACAAAUAGAUUCGAUUUUUCCGUACGUCUUCAUAGUUAUAAAUUAUAGCAAUGAACGUUGCAGAAGACAAGUCGGUUGGCAAUUUUGACGUUUUCUUCGAUCAAAUUGGUUACUGAACAGACGGACGGCAAAAUCUUAGCUUAAAUAUUUGUUUCAUACAGCAAUAUGAUAGUGUUAAGACUUUAAUAGAGAUCGAAAGCAAGGAUUUUUUCUCCAUGUUUGAUAUUUCCUUAUGGUAAUUGAUUAAAACUACAACCCCGGACAAAACUGUUGAGACAAUUCCAUCUAUUUUCUAACUUUUGCGCCCUACUCCCGUCUCCCCUAAACACAAAAAAGUAAACCCCCUCCUCACCCCCUAUUCAAAGUUGCCUUGGUCUAAAAACCAACGUGUAUAAUUGCCAUGCUAUCCUAAACAACUUUGGAUAAGGGGAGGGGGGAAAUCGGGCAUUCAUUUGGCGGCGGUUUCAGUUUUUGCCGGGAUGACAGGAAAAAAUAGGCAUUUUCGCGAUUUGUCUCAACAGGUUUUGUCCGGGGUUGUCUGCGUACUGUUUUCGGUAUUCUUUAACUUUCAUAGCAAUUACCUCAAGUUAUAGUCCUCUCUUUUGGUCAAAUUGAUAAAAGCCAUUGUUUCAGCAUACUUUUUUUUUCUUUUUGAAUGCGAAAUAAAAUUUUUACAGUAAAAAUUGAAGUUAUAACACUCUGAUUACAUGAUCUGUCAAAUGACAUUUACUCUGUGACGUUACCAUGGGCAUGACUUUCAACGGCUUACGUGUCCGUAGACGCUUUGCCUGCUCAAAUGAUGACAUUGAUAUGUAAUCGCCAGACAAAAUGGAUCUCUCGAGAACUUCCGAUAGUGACGAAUCAUUUUCAGGAGGCUCGGAAAUAUCGCAUGAAUCACUAGGUGAGAGGAAGGUUAGUGCGCUUAUCUGGUCACUUACAGUCACGCGAAUUUGGCUCAUUUUUCCAUCCCGCGAGUAAGUUGCCUUAGCAGUGAUUACGUCGUUCGCCAAGUUUAGUGCAAAGAUCCUACACUUAAUAGGACAACAUUGCCUCAGUUACAGCAAAUGUGAAAUUGUGUACGAACGGGAAUGUGGUAUGAUGGAUCUCUCAUUUCUCCACGCAGAUCCCGCGGAAACAAUAACGGGAAAUCCCUUGAUGUGUAAGGUGCUUCGAUGAGCUUGCUAUGCAAGAAAAACGGAGUAGUUUUUCUCGCAGACGGUUAACUUAACGAAUAAAGUACCGCAGAGGAAAGAAACAUCGGUUAACGACGGUUAACAACGGUUAACAACUUUUCUGAAGAAAAACAACAGUUAGACUAUCAGUUUCCUUUAAUAUAUUCUGUUAACCGCUGUUAACCGUUGUUAACCGUUGGAAUAAACAUGUGCGUGCCUGUUAAUCGUUUAUUUCAAGCGUUUACGGUGCUUUCAAGCAUUUUCCGUAGUAUAUAGAACCUUUUUGUUGAUUUUCAAGCAUUAAAAAGACCUUUUUACUCAAGGGAAAACUUUUUGACACUGGUGUAAUUGUCAUGAAAUGCGCUGUUUUUUGCCACAAAAGAACUGCCAUCGCGUGACAACAUGUUUUCGCUGUAUUUGUGAUCAAAGAGGCAUUGCUUUCCCUACAGAUCCUAUUUCUACCCAUUUUGGAAGUUCUUCAUUAAUAUUUGUUCUUUUGGCCUUGGUUGUCAUAGAAGAAUUAACGGUUUUAUCGGCAUGGAUUCCAUUAUUUUGUCAAGUAGAUAACCUGGUAUAUAUGUUGUAAAUUGUUCUAAUUACACACUCACUAAACGCGGGUAUUGUUAACUCGGUGAAGCUUACUUUUCCAGUUCUACUCUAACUACAUGGAGAAAGUUGUCACUGCAACUAAGUAUCACUACCUCUAAGGGUUAUUUUUAACUGCUCCGCCGCAUUCUUGAGUCCUCGUGCAUGACCUGCACACCACGCACUAUUAUUUUUGAACAGGACAGUUGUGCUGCGCAAAUAUAAUAAAUACCCAGUCUUAUCUAAUUUAUUCGACAUGUAAGCACAAUUAACGUUGGUAAAAAGGCCGGAGGUAAGGCUCCUAUUAAGAUAUCAUACUUGUGACACACAGUAACUCCUUAACCGUGGCCACCAACCACAAUUAAUUUCAAUACUUUUUCUGUAAAGAGCAUGAUUUUUUUCUCAUUUAGGUAUAAGGUUUCUAAUUUAUGGCUAAAUUUCUAAGUGCAUAAUUAAUGCGUCCUAAUUGUUUUUAUGACACAUUCUUUCGUAGUCACAAAGCUUUAGACAAGUACAACAUCUGUGCAAAAAAUCAAUACCCUCCGACCUUACAUUGCGAAGUUACAGCGAUUUGAACAACUGGCCUUCACAGACAACCCCGGACAAAACUGUUGAGACAAUUCCAUCUAUUUUCUAACUUUUGCGCCCUACUCCCGUCUCCCCUAAACACAAAAAGUAAACCUCCUCCCCACCCCCUAUUCAAAGUUGCCUUGGUCUAAAAACCAACGUGUAUAAUUGCCAUGCUAUCCUAAACAACUUUGGAUAAGGGGAGGGGGGAAAUCGGGCAUUCAUUUGGCGGCGGUUUCAGUUUUUGCCGGGAUGACAGGAAAAAAUAGGCAUUUUCGCGAUUUGUCUCAACAGGUUUUGUCCGGGGUUGUAGGUAUUCUUUCUCUUAACUGGUAACAGCUUUAUUAGCAAAAUUUGGCGACGUUGGCUAAUUCUUUCAACUUGGAAAACUUUAAACAACAUUUCCAGUAGACCAUUCCAAAACCAUCCGCCACACGAGGGUCCCAACGCUGUCGUAUUUUCUCUCGCGUGCCGCUCGCGUGUGUACUUCUCACGAGAUCGCCCUAAGUGUAGAGCUUGCUUGCAGGCUUGGCAAGAAACCGACAAGCCUAAUGAACCGGCGUGAGUGGCUCCCAGCUGGUUUAAAGGAAAAACUAUUCUACUAAAUCGGGGUGUGUUACGUCAAAUAGAAACGGUUUCUAUGUAUGUAAUAAUGGAUUGGAACUGUGACUAACUUAAAUUGUUGUAUUUUUUUUAUUCAUAACAGAUAUGAGCUGAUGACUGACUGUUGGAAGGAGGAACCUCGCUCUCGUCCCACUUUCUUUCAGCUGAUCGAAAAACUGGAGGUGAUAAUGCAGAGGGAUGCACCAUACUUGGAUCUAAACAAACAUAAUGAUGAUCACCCGUAUUACAACGUGCCCCCUGAAGCUAGUGGUGAUUAA